AUUUCUGUUGGUUUUCAGAUCCUCCACUCUCUCUCCGUACACAUCGUGGCUAGCGACGAUUUCCGACACGGAUGCGUUGUUGGCUUCCCUGGGGAAGAACGGAGUGGCGACUGUGGACAUGGGGGGGAAUGUCAGGCUGUGGGAAACCAGCCUGGAUAGUCUGGAAAAAUCCCUGCAGGAAUGGAGGACCAUGAUUGGCCAAGAAGAUGGCAGGCCUGUUCAGAUAACCAUCCAGAGAGACAGCGGUUUGGACGUCAGCUCCCCUAAACAUGGGAAGAUUGAUCCAGACAACGCCCCUCACGUGGGAGGAAAUACCUGGGCGGGUGGGACAGGUGGGAGAGACACUGCAGGCUUGGGGGGCAAAGGGGGUCCCUACCGACUGGAUGCCGGUCACCAGGUGUACCAGAUAUCUCAAGCUGAGAAAGACGCCGUACCUGAAGAGGUGAAGAAAGCCGCCAGAGAGAUGGGCAAGAAGGCUUUUAAGCAGAG
Messenger RNA from Notechis scutatus (mainland tiger snake), 489 nucleotides. The record is from RefSeq and is a predicted model, not a curated record. Lineage: Eukaryota; Metazoa; Chordata; Lepidosauria; Squamata; Elapidae.